Messenger RNA from Tilletiopsis washingtonensis, 6000 nucleotides. RefSeq lists its product as hypothetical. Gene Ontology annotation, biological process: negative regulation of TORC1 signaling; positive regulation of autophagy; intracellular signal transduction. Gene Ontology annotation, cellular component: GATOR1 complex. Gene Ontology annotation, molecular function: GTPase activator activity. Bases 25 to 5655 code for a protein of 1876 amino acids. The record is from RefSeq and is a predicted model, not a curated record. The transcript has 5 exons. NCBI's taxonomy places the organism in Eukaryota, Fungi, Basidiomycota, Exobasidiomycetes, Entylomatales.
CGCCGCCCGCGCCGCCCGCGAGCCAUGGCGCCGCCGCCGGCGCGCAGCGGCGCACACUCGAUGGAGCGCGUCUCCAUGUCCUCGGCCUCGACCGGCUCGCUGCACCGCCGCUCCUCGUCGCAGCAGGCCCGCCCGCGGCCAACGGCGUGUCCCAUCGUGCUCUGGACGCACGAGCCGCCGAACUUCUCGCCCGCCGACGUGGUGAUCCACCCGGAGCUGCCUGCCGUGCUGGGCGGCGUGGGAGACGCAGAGCUGCUCGAGAUCCGCAGCCUCGCCGCCGGCAGCGCCGACACGAGCGCCAAGGGCCGGCGCUUCCUCUUCCGCGCCACCACAGCUGUGGCUGAGGGCGAGGCGCUCGGGCGCGCUGCCGGCAAUCUGCAGCUAAGCAUCUCGCGCAGCAUCGCGGGUCUGUACGGCCUGCACAAUCGCUGCGACGUGCUUCUCUCAAAGGUGCCGCGCGACCCACACACCAUCUCGCACGUCGAGCUGUAUUUCCGCGACCAGUACGUCGGGCGAGCAGACAUGUGGCGCCUGGCGGCGAGUCUGGAAGACACCUGCGUCUACGUGGGCCAGCGCAUCACGCUCGCCGGCUGCGUCCGGGCGACAGUCGGGCGCAUCUUCAUCGAUGCGAAGAAGGUAACGUCCGGCUUCGUUGCGCCGCAUACGCGCACGAUCUUCCGCUCCGAGUCGGCCAAGUACAAUCUCCUGAUCCAGCUCGGGCGCGAGAUGUGGGAGUUUGACGAGGACGGCGAGCUGUACUUCGAAAAGGCCAUCAGCGGCUUCAUCCCCGAGCUGCUGCGGCGUUGGAACGCGGUGCCGACGAACCACGUCGUCUCCGUCGUCCUCUUCGCGCGCGUCUACUACGACGUCGGCGACCUGCACAUGCUCGAGGACGCCGCGCUGCCGGUGCGCAAGUCUGAAGACGGCCGCUGGUACAUCGACUACUACAAGGUCAUCGUCGAUCUCGAGGGCAGCUGCGACUGGGCGCAGGCAGUGACGAGCCUCAAGGAGGAGUUCUUCCGCUUCCAGCACGACAUCCUGCUGCUGCGCCGCCCAGUUGCAGGCCCGGCGGGCGCGCCGUGGGCAGAAGACCCGCACGCAGACCUCCUGCGCCGCGACCGGGCGCUGCUUGCUGGGCGACUCAGCGCAUCGCACGAGGGCAACAUCCUCGAAGCGCUGAAUCUUGCGCUCAACCCUGCGGACGCGCACUUCGUCGAUCGCGAUCUCACGCGCACGGGGCUGGACGUGGUGGUCGUCUCGGCCGGCACCGGCCACUUCCGCGUCGACAAGCGGCUGCUGCGCCUCACGACGGAGCGCAUGAUCGACAGCGGCUUCGGCCUGGACCUCGUCUGCCUGACCAAGAUGCCGCUGCAUUCCGUGCCGCUUUUCCACUUCAAAAGCGAGAUCCCAGAGGCUCGCACUGCGCCGCACGGACCAGCGUCUGCAACCGGCUCUCGAGGACGGCGCGGCCGCGGUCCGAGUGCCGCUGCUCCAAGCAGCGCCCCACCUGACCCGCUCUACUUCGACCCGCUGCACGCGAGCUCCACAACCGCAGGGCCCGGCGCGGGCACGACGCACACGACUGCCGCCUCGUCCGGCUACGGCCUCGUCGACUUCUACUCGAUCCCGCACUGGGUCGACUGCUCCUUCUACAACCUGCAGCAGGACAAGCCCUUCCGCGCCGACCGCUUCGUGCCGCGCUGCAAGAUGCACGAGGUGCAGAUGAUGGGCAUCAUGGAGAACGAAAUCAGCGACAUUUCGAUCCCGUACCUCGAGCUGGGCAGCCUAGGCAUUCCUGGGCUCGUUGCGGCGCCGAAGAGCAUGGGCAGCAGCAUGGCCAUGAGCGGCGGCCGCGACCGUGCACCGCGCGGCCUGCAGGGCAGUAGCCUCACGCGCGUGAGCGAGGGCGAGACGGGCCUCGAUCUUGCCGGCAUGGGCCCCCGCGAGGCCCGCAGGCUGAUGCGCGAGCGCUUCGACCGCGAGACGAUGCGCGACCUCGAGACUGCGCCCGCGGCUGUGCGCUCGUCGCUUGUCUAUGCGGCUUCAGGCCGGGUGCCUGCACCUUCUACGAGUCCGUCCCGCAGCCUGCACCACAACUUCUCGAACGAGCAGCUGCGCCAGCGUGCGCGCGAGCAGCAGGCUGCGGCUUCUUCAUCUGGGCGGUCGCCCGUCACUCCGGGCCGGAUAGCGCGGCCCGGCAGGCACAGCAGAGACACGCGCAAGCAGUCGACGAUGCUAGAGGCGCACGAUGAGCAUCCGGCGGAUCGCAUGGAGGGCGCGACGCACACCACGGAUGGCACUGCUGAGCAGCACGCCAACGCAUCGACUGCGCUGAGCUCACCGAACUCGCCAAAUGCGAAUCGCUUCUCAGCAGUGCUCAGCGACGACAGCAUCGGGCCGAGCAUGUCGCGGGCGCUCUCAAGAGCCAGCUCCUUCCGUAGCUUGAACACGCUCAGCCGCGGGCUGAGACCGCUCGAACCCAUCGGCAAGGCCAGGGCGCUCGUUGCGCCGUCGGAUGUGCUGCCGGACGAGAUGGACGGGCCCGUGGCGCCAACCACUUCUCCUGUGCAUCCGAGCGCAUCCGCAGCGCUGAUGAAGAACUCCAAGGCGGGCAGCAAGAGCUCAUCGCGCUACCGCUCGCCGGCGAACUGGCUGUGGUCCUCGUUCCGCAGCAGCCUCGCGAAUCCCCCACAUGAGGAGAGACACGCUCAACAGGAUCCUACCUCGCCUCCGGGCGCUGCAUCGGCGAGCAAGGAGGGCAUCGAGUCUUCGACGGCUGCCUCGCGGCGGAUCGCUGCGCUGCUAGCCUCAAGUCGGCCGACCUCCAGUUCACCCGCGCCUUCGGUCACCUCUCCGAGCUCGGCAGAGAAGUCGCCGGUCGGGAAGGAGGAGAGUGCGCCGAGCCCCAUCGCGAUCCCACCUGCGAUGCCUACGGACCGAAGCUCCGACGGCAAGCACCACAACGCGCAGGACGCGCCGGGAGCCGCUGCCGAGGCUGCGGAGGAGCAGGCGCAGCGCGAGCAGGACGCCUACGAACAGGCGCUCGAGGAAGAAGAGGCACGCGCACGCUACGCACAGUGUGCGCAAGUCGAGAAGCAGACGCUGGUCAAUCCGUCGAACCCGCGCAAGAGCCUGGCGGCCAAGGCGACCAACACGCAGCUCAUGCGCUGGCAGCAUCUCUUCCCGCGGCGGCUCAACCAUCACGCUGUCAAGUGGCGCAGCAUGACCAGCCCGGCGUGUCUGCCUCUGACGACGCUGUACCUUCCGACCGAGAGCGAUCUGGCUUCGCAAUGGCUCGAGUACCCCUACACGAUGAGCAUUUCGUCGGAGAUGAACAGCUUUCUCGUCAAGCGCAAUCCGUCGACACAUCCUGCGCUCGCGGUGCUGCGCGAGAUGGCGUCGCAGCGUCUCGCUCAGGGCUAUCAGUUCAUCGUGCCUGCAGGAGGCCAGUCUGAGAGCGCCGAUGGCAGCACAGGUCCGACUGCAGUAUCGAGCCGCUCGCUGGUCAACGACAAGCCGCGCCCAUUUGUGCUGCGCCAGCCCUCGGAGCUCUUCCAGCCCGGCAAUCUUGUGUCGGGCAACCCGAUCUUCCUGAGCGUGUCGAACCAGAUCCACCGCAUCGCCUACGACCGGCAAAUCGGCUCAAUCAACGUCAAACGCUACGUCCGCCGCACGGAGCACGAGACGUCGCCGCUCGAGUACGCAUGCUGCGUGUGGCCGCGCGACCUGCCCGGCUACCAGACGGUGCGCGCCACCUUCCACUACCCCGACUUCGGCGCGUACAACUGGACGUACCUGGACGCGCUCAUCGCGGGCCACUCGGACGAGGAGCGCUUCAUCGAGAGCCUGCGCUACUGGCGCACACGCUUCGUGGUCGUGCCGUCCGAAGGGCCAGCGCCGCCGAUGCGCGCACCGACAGGCGAGGCGCUCAGCGACGAAGAGAUCCGCCUCAUCGGCAUGGACCGUCUCGCCGACCUGUUCGCACGCGCCCGCCUCCGCCCGCGCACGAAUGAGGACCGCAGUCUGGCGCCGCUGCGCUUCAUUCCGACCAGCCUCGAUCCGGCUGCGAGCUUCCACGACGCAGACUUCAUGCGACAGAUGACCGCCGCCAUCGAGGAGAGCAACGCGCGCGAUGCGUCCUUCCGGCGCGACCGCAGCGCCGGCGGCGGGCGGCGCAGGCCGAUCAAGGAUCUUGACUUGCGCAGCAUCGCCGUCGAGAUGCGCAGCGACUCGAGUGGGCUGCGCAUCAACGACAAGUUCUGGCAGCGCGUGCUCUACGAGGAUUCGUUCACGGGCGCCGACCUCGUCACCUGGCUGUGCCGCAACUUCCCCGACGUCAAGAUGCGCGAUGACGCCGUCGAGGUCGGCGCUCGUCUGCUGCGCGAGGGCCUCUUCGAGCACGUCAAUCGGGCGCACGGCUUCCUCGAUGGCUAUUACUUCUAUCGCCUGCGUCCGGAGUACUCGUCGCCGCGCACGAAGAAGUGGUUCGCCAGCGGAUCCCGGCCUAGCACAGAGGACGGCAGCAACGCAGGCUCGCGGCCCGGUACCGGCGGCGGCAGCCGAGGCGCCUCGCGGGACCGCGCGCCGAGCUUCGUUGAGGGCUCCAGCCUUGGCCGGCGUGGCACGCUGCUGCAGAACUCGCAGGGUCGUUCGUCGCACCAGCGACGCAAGCUUGUCAAGCUAUCGCGCACGCACAUCAUCGACAUCGACCCCAGCCGCCGCAGCGACCGCGCCGAGGUUGCCUUCUUGCACCACGACGUUGCACACAACCCAGCGAACGGCUUCAACUUCCAGAUCCACUGGCUCGGCACGACCGCGCGCUUCAUCGAAGACGCCGUGCAGGCCUGGACGCGCACGGUGGAGCGCUACGGCCUGCGCCUCAUCGAGGCGCCCAUCGGCCAGAUCGCCGAUGUCACUGCGCACAACCCGUUCCAGGCGCCGCUACAGAUUGCACUGGCCCUGAGUCCGCCCGCGCCGUCUGCCUAUCUGCCGCUGCUGGCCGAGCAUGUGCGCCCAGAGCACUACUUUGAGUGGGCGCUGCUGCGCCGCUUCGGCUUCAUCCUCGACCAGGAAGCGAGCGACCGCUUCCCCGAAGACGUCGACAUCGUCUAUGACUCGCGUCCCAAGCAUUUCGAGUACUCGCAGUUCGUGCACCGCUCUGGCGUUGCCUUUGUGCAGGUUGUCGGCGGCGCCGAGGGCUUCCUCUGGCUCAACAACCGGCUCUUCACGUCGCACCUCUCCAACACGACCACCACGCGGCAGCGCAACGAGCGCGAUGGCCCGCUGCGCGGCGGAGGUGCUCACGCCUCAUCGUCACCGGCCAUUGGCGCAGUCGGCGCAUCAGGCGCGGGCAGCAGCGGCAACGCAGCGGCGCCGCAGCCCGACGCCGAGUCUGUGCGGCGCGAGUUCAGCGCGUUCUGCGCCGAUGCCGCCGCCCUCGAGCUCUUCUACCGCAGCGUCCUCGCCAGCCUGGGCGCAGAGGUGCAGCUGCCCAGCAAUGCUGCCGCCGCAUCGACGGAUGGCGACGUCUCGGACGCCGACAUCACAGGCAGCACGGACGGCAUGAGCGAGGCCGGCCUCGACACGGCCAGCCUCGCUGCGAGCCAGAAUCUCGAGCCCGUGCUGGAGGGCUCGCAGCUGCACACGGGCUCCUGAGGCACCUCACGUCACGACUCGUCACGCUAUACCAUGAAUCACCUGCCGCAUGAGUCUCAUUGCGAGACGACGAGAGAAGUAGAGAGGGAAGGAACAGAUCAGAGCGCCAGAACGAGCUUCUUGCCGCUGACGCCGGCCUGCAGCUUGUCGAGCGCCGCGUCGAGGCCGGAGAGGCCGCCGCCCUCGAUCUGGGCCGCCGGGCUCGGCACGAGGCUACCGUUCUCCAGCGCAGGCUUGAGCUGCUCGUGGAAGACCUCGUGGAAGUGCGCGUUGCGCUCCGCCUUGUCGAAGGAUGGCAGGUUGAAGGUGACAGUGGUGUCUGCGGGCGUGGGCAUGUCCUCGGGC